Pyricularia grisea is the source of this 1350-nucleotide messenger RNA. RefSeq lists its product as uncharacterized. The transcript is spliced from 4 exons. Gene Ontology annotation, cellular component: extracellular region. The record is from RefSeq and is a predicted model, not a curated record. Gene Ontology annotation, biological process: carbohydrate metabolic process. NCBI's taxonomy places the organism in Eukaryota, Fungi, Ascomycota, Sordariomycetes, Magnaporthales, Pyriculariaceae. Gene Ontology annotation, molecular function: chitinase activity; cellulose binding. Bases 1 to 1350 code for a protein of 449 amino acids.
AUGCUGAGACACGCAUCAACAAUUUCCUUGGCUUUGGCCAUAUUUGGAACCGCGCAUGCCGGCUUCACUCCAGGCACACAAGACAAUCUAGCGGCUUAUUGGGGUACGUGCCAAUACCCGGAUAUCAGCAGCUUAAGAACGACACGAUCUGACAGCUCGCAGGACAAAAUUCCAUUGGCCGGCCGACAGGACAGGCAGGGGCGCAAGAGGGCCUUGGUUAUUACUGCAAAAAACAUGAUGCUGAUCGUGAACCUCACAGAUGUCAACGUCGAUAUCAUACCCCUUGCUUUUCUCAACAUCAUCGUCAACCCCACCAACAUCAACUUUGCCAACGUCGGAGAUCGUUGCUCCAAGUUUCCGGGGACGAACCUUCUCAAGUGUCCCGAGAUAGAAGCCGACAUCAACACAUGCCAUACCCUAAACAAGACCAUCUUGCUGUCCGUCGGCGGCGCGACAUACUCCGAGGGCGGCUUCCCCAACGUAGAAGCAGCCAACAAAGCCGCCGACAACCUGUGGGCCAUGUUUGGCCCUCCUCCUGCUACUAGCACGAGCGAGGCCGCGACGGUUAACCGCCCAUUUGGCACGGCGUUUAUAGACGGCUUCGACCUCGACUUUGAGUCGCGCGGGAUCAACAACCUAGCCGCCUUUGCCCGCCGACUGCGCAACAUCAUGGACGCGGCCGCCAAGCCGGCCGAGGUCCUCCCCACCAGCGACAACUCGUACCCGAUGAUGCCGUCACCCAACGAGGCGACCAAGAAAUUCUACCUCGCCGCCGCGCCCCAAUGCGUCUUUCCCGACGCGGCCAUGGACGCCGCCCUGUCGAGCGACGUCGCCUUUGACUUCAUCAUGGUGCAGUUUUACAACAACUACUGCGGCCUGCAAAACUUCCAGCCGGGCGCCGCGCAGCAAAGCGCCUUCAACUUUGAGCGUUGGGACCAGUGGGCGCGCGAAAAGGGCCGCUCGACCAAGGUUCUGCUGGGGGUUUCCGGCUCGCCCACUGCUUCGGGCAGCGGCUACACGGCCCCGGGUCCUCUGGAUGCCAUUAUCAAGUACUGCAAGCGGUUCCCGAGCUUCGGCGGCGUCAUGAUUUGGGAUGCUUCGCAGGUCUGGUCCAACAACGGGUUCCUGGACGGAGUUGUGAAGAGUCUGGGAGGGGCGGCCACCGAGACCAGCACCGAGUCCAGCACCGAGUCCAAUGAGCAGCAGGCAGGCAGGCCUAUCCAGAUGACCAGGGCCGUCAGGGUGCCCAGGUUUGGGAGGUGUGGAGGACGGUUGUACACGGGGCCGACCGAGUGCGAAAAGGGGUACAAAUGUGUCUAUGGCGGAGCCUUGUGGUCGGUGUGUGCGUAA